Lytechinus variegatus (green sea urchin) is the source of this 18909-nucleotide messenger RNA. RefSeq names its product microtubule-associated protein futsch-like. The transcript has 3 exons. Lineage: Eukaryota; Metazoa; Echinodermata; Echinoidea; Temnopleuroida; Toxopneustidae. The coding region runs from base 555 to 18797 and encodes 6080 amino acids. The record is from RefSeq and is a predicted model, not a curated record.
GGGUGUGGGGAAGGGCUCAAGAAUAUACAAUUAAACAGUAAAGAUUGGUUUCAUAUCGGCAACAGGAAAGGACAGUGAAGGGAAAACUUGGGGGAACAUGCCAACCAUAAUGCUCCAAAGGAAAUGCAAUGCAAUGCAACCCUUGUUUGACGAUAUGCCAUCAUCGGAAUUAUUGAGAAUUUCAAGGUCUUCACACUAAUUAAGUCCCAAUCCUUCAUGCGAUACGUAGUUCGAAUGGACCUGGUGGAAUUGGAUCACAAGGAAGAUUAUGGAGCAUACUCAUCAUGGCUCAAGUAAUUUUGAAACCCUCUUUCAAAAUGCUGUCCCCGAAGACUGCAAACAAGACUAGAAGAAAGAAACCCGAGAACUCCGAAUAUUCUUGGUGGUACAGUCUUCUUGCAUUGGAUCGGGAAAACCAGUUCCUAGAAAAUGAUAACGGAAGGUGAAAUUUCCAUGCACUUUCCCUAAGAGGAGCUUCGAUAAAACGGAAAGCCCAGAAGCAUUUGGUGAAACUUUCUUUUUACCUAUUGUAUUGCUCCAGACGCACCGCCACCAUGCCUCGCCCCAUGAGAAGGAAACGUCCUGUGGAACCCCAAAAUACACAGACGUUCAUAAGACGAUCGAACUCUCCUCCGAGUCCGCCAGCGGUCUUUGCGCGGCAAAUAGAGGGUCCGGUCGAGGUCAAAUCGCUUAGCUAUAGUGUCCAGAAGAAAAAGAAAACGAAGAAGAAGAAAAAAGAAGGCGUUGAUGAUUCUCAUGUAGAAAAUGAGAUUGGGGAGGAAGAGGAGGAAGACGAAGAAUGGUUAGCAGAGAAGAAAAGAAGGGAAGAAUCAUUAAAGCAAUAUGAGCUUCUGACGCAGCAAAAGAAGCAAAGGAAAUUAGAAAAGAAGAGAAAGAAGGAGGAGGCGGUUAGACAGAGGGAAGAAGCUCUGAAACAAAAGGAAGAGAAGGAAAAAGCGGAAAGGGAAUGGCAGGAAAGGAAGGUCCGUCUGGAAAGGGACCGUAUAGAACGAGGUCAGGUCAGUGAUGAAGAUGGUGAAGGAACAACACGCCAACCUCGUGGUAGAGGCCGGGGCAUUGGGAGAGGACGUGGAAGAGGUCGUGGUCGAGGGAGGGGAAGGGGGAGAGGAAGGGGACUGCCACCUCAAAGAACGAGAAAACAAGCUCCUCCUGCACCUGGUCGAGGAGGUCGCCGACCAGGGGCCAUUGGUAAACAACCUACAAUGGAAGCCAUCAUUGAAGAACAAGAAGGGGACAGAGUUUCACGCCAGGCAUGGGCAGAGGCUUCCGAGGAUCCUCAGUCCCUAGAAACUGCUAAGGCCUCAACAUUGAAAAGGCCCCUGUCUCAGAUUGAUGACAAUGUAGAAUUGCAAGAAAAGGAUGAAGAACAACAAAAAGCCGAAACAGAUGCAGACGUGAUUCAGGAACCACCAUCAAAGAGUAAGAAGUUUGCCAAAGUUGCCGGCUUUGUAGCAAGAAUGCUUAAAGCUAAAAAGAAAAAUAUUCCGAAAGAGGCUGCUCUGGACAAAGAUGACGAAGAUGGUAAAGAAGAUAAGGGUCCAAGUCAGGCCUGGGCUGAAUCUCAAUCUUCAGAUAUUCCUGAAUCCUUGGUCAGAAAAAGACGCUUUUCUAAAAUAGAUGAUGAAGGGGAACUUCAAGAUAUUGAAGGGGGGAAAGAUGACGAAAGAGAAGAAAUUGCAAAAGACGAAAACGACAUUCAGCCAACUCAUCCCAAAAAUCUAAAGUUUUCCACGGUGGCAAGCGUUGUUUCCAAAUUAAAAAAGGCCCGAAAGGCAGCAUCAUCUGGACCCGAAGAAACUGGAGACGCCAAAGAAGCGGCCAAAGACCAAGAAAAGGUAACUUCUGAAGAUACAGUGUCAGAGAAGGAAGGCGAUGUCAAAGAAUCAGAACGUGCCAAAUCAAAACUCAGACGCCAAACUACAUUACACGACGGAAUAUCUGAGGAUCAUCGACUCACCCCUGUUGAAGAACCAGAAAAGAAGGGAAUAGAAUCACCAACUGAUGGAACAAAGUCUGUAGGAAGUGGUAAGAAGUCGCCUGAUGAGGAAAGAAGCGCCAAGUCUGUUGAAAGUGAAAAGGACAUAUCAGAAAGUCGUACAUCUGAUGAAAGGAGGGAUGGACCGAAAGACAAGGUAGCCCCAGUGGACAGUGUCGGUGAGGGAAUAACAGAGACCUCACUUAGAGAAGCAAAGUCGACUUCGGACAAGAGCCUUGGAGAUCCAGAAAAUGGAGAAGCAGAACAAGACCUUAUUGUGUCAUCCGCUAAAGAAAAGGAAAGUAUGACUGCACAUGUGAAGAUAAUGGUUGAUACACGUUCAACUCAAUGGACACCCAAUGAUUUCAUUACACCCCCGAUUCCUCAGGAGUUAGAGGACAAAGAAGAAGUCGGCACAACACCAAGACCGGACGCAGAUCGUGAACUAGCACUUUCACCAAAGUCAAGCGAUGAGAAAGGAGACGGUGAGCAGGGAGACGAUAAAGGGAGUGAGAAAGGAAUCGGAACUCCAUCUAAACCAGGGUCUGGUCACGACGAUGCUAGAUCGAAAGCAGAAAGCGAGCACAAAGUAACAGAUGACGAAACUGAAAAACAAAGCGACUCGACGCCAAAACCGAGUUCGGGUAUGGAUCUUAGUUCUUCGGAGCCUUCUAUAAAGCCCGAAAAUGAAGGAGAAGAUGAUAUUCAAAAGGAAGAAACAAAUGCAUAUGACAGUGAUAUUGACGAUACCUUUGAUAAAAUUACAUUUGACUUAACUCGGCCUCUCAACCCAAUACCACAUAUGAAGAAGGUAACUGUACCAAAAUUAGAUCCUAGACCUGACAAUCCAAUUCCUACUGAAAUACACCCCAAAUUGAUUAAUAUCGAGAUUGAUGAUGAGUACUAUUUAGCCGGUAGGUUACCAAAGCGGUCUUGGAAGUUUGAAGAUGAUACAGACUACACGGAAAUGCAGUUGUUUGCUAGAAGAGAUCGGAUUGCGGAAGAACGAAAACUUGAGAAGUUUAGGAAAACAGAAAUGGGAUCUCUUCUUGAUCUGGUAUUGGAAGGCUCGAAAGUUCUUCCUCUCGAAGUGUUUGAGACUGAGAGGCACCACAGAGGUUUCGAAAAGAUACUGACUUCGUUGAUAAAAGAAGAAAGAAAACUUCGAACUCCCCCUAAGAAGGAGACUCAGCCUGAAACUGUCCCUACCACACCCGAGAACGUAGAUUAUACAAUAGGUAGAGAGCCUCAGGAAACAGAUAACACAGAUGAAGAUUUCAAUAUACCUUCUGAAGACCAGAUACCUACGAAAGAUGAACCUAGACCAGAGACGCCUUCAGAAAUAACAAUUACUCCAGUUUCGGAAAAAGAUGGAAAGUUUCCAUCGGAAACAAAAUCUCCAGAACCAUUCAAUGAAGUUGAUAGAACGAUAAUGGAAAGAAAUGCACAAUCUUCUACAGAUAUUAAAGUGUCUAAUCCGUCAGAAAUAGAUAAUAAAAGGGCACCAGAAGCCGAAAUUUCAGAACGUUUAGAGGUGGGAAAGGAGGAUAAUGAAACCAAAAAAGACGUACCAUCCCCGUCGGAAAGUGGAGAAGGAAGGGAUUUAGUGAAAGAAGGAUCAACAUCGCCACAAAGAGAAGCAGAUCGUGAGGAAACCAAGACGCAGAAAGGAAAAUUAUCUCCAUCGGGCAAAGACGAGCUGUUAAAGACAGAUGUCGUCAAGUCAGCAGAUAUGAAAUCUGUUCCAACCAGCAAGUCAGAUAAAGAGGAAACGCCCCUCCGGGUAACAGUAUUACCCUCAAAUAUUCAAAUAAAACAUGCCUUGUCGCUGCUCGAGUCUGCACAGAUUGACAUAAUUGGUGUAUCGAAGAAAGAAUCUGAAUCGAAAUCGUCGGAUAGAGCGGAGGCAAACACUUUAGUGGGAGAAGCUGGAACAACUCUUGGUGAGGGGGAGUUAAUCACUCCAAGGAUUGACAAGCGAUCAACAUCUUCUGGUAGCUUAGAGCUUGGAUCUGGAGGGCAAACGACGACAUUAGAAAAGGUUGAAAUAAUUGAGGGCCAAAAGGAACAUGAAGAAGGCAGUGUUAUUGAAACCACAAAAGGCGACAGAGAAGAAGGGACAGAUGUAAAAGAUUAUAAAAGCAAAGGCCAGUCUCCCAGGCUAUCGAGUAAGUUAAGUGACCGCGAAGACAACAAGGAGCAAGACAAAGGAAACGAGGAGACUCCAAGACAAAAAAGUGAAGGUGUUCUUAGACCGCAAACAAUUGAUGAAAAAGAUAAAGAAAAGGCUUCCAAAAGCACCGAGUCAAAUGAGGAAGAAAAAGAAAGCACUAAGCAGAGUUCAAGACCACCCACUAAAUUAAGUGAUGGAAAGUCGGCACCGACAUCAAGGGCCCAAAGCAAGUCAAGUCAUGUCAUUGAUGAGAAGAUAAUACAAGAAACGGAUGUCGAGGAACUUCACCAUACGAAACACACAUCAAGACCAACUACAAAAUUAAGUGGUGGAAAGCAGGAACAGAUCUCCCGAGCCCAAAGCAAGUCAAGCCAUGACAGUGUUGAGAGAGAUGGAAAGACGGAACAGGUCUCUAGAGCCCAAAGCAAGUUGAGUCAUGUCAGUGGUGUCGAGGAAAGAGACAGCACCAAGCAUAGUUCAAGACCAACCACUAAAUCAAGUGGUGAAAAUCAGGAACAGAUCUCUAGAGCCCAAAGCAAGUUGAGUCAUGUCAGUGGUGUCGAGGAAAGAGAGAGCACCAAGCAUAGUUCAAGACCAACCUCUAAAUUAAGUGGUGAAAAUCAGGAACAGAUUUCUAGAGCCCAAAGCAAGUUAAGUCAUGACAGUGUUGAGAGAGAUGGAAAGACGGAAGAGAUCUCUAGAGCCCAAAGCAAGCUAAGUCAUGUCAGUGAUGAGAACAUAGUACAAGAAACGGAUGUCGAGGAACGUCAACAUACGAAACGCACAUCAAGACCAACUACAAAAUUAAGUGGAGGAAAGCAGGAACAGAUCUCCCGAGCCCAAAGCAAGUCAAGCCAUGACAGUGUUGAGAGAGAUGGAAAGACGGAACAGGUCUCUAGAGCCCAAAGCAAGUUGAGUCAUGUCAGUAGUGUCGAGGAAAGAGACAGCACCAAGCAUAGUUCAAGACCAACCGCUAAAUUAAGUGAUGGAAAGAGUGAACAUAUCUCUAGAGCCCAAAGCAAGUUGAGUCAUGUCAGUGGUGUCGAGGAAAGAGACAGCACCAAGCAUAGUUCAAGACCAACCGCUAAAUUAAGUGAUGGAAAGAGUGAACAUAUCUCUAGUGCCCAAAGCAAGUUAAGUCAUGUCAAUGAUGAGAAGAGAGUACAAGAAACGGAUGUCGAGGAACUUCACCAUACGAAACAAACAUCAAGACCAACUACAAAAUUAAGUGGUAAAAAUCAGGAACAGAUCUCCCCAGCCCAAAGCAAGUCGAGCCAUGACACUGUUGAGCGAGAUGGAAAGACGGAACAUAUCUCUAGAGCCCAAAGUCAGUCAAGCCAUGCCAGUGGUGUUGAGGAAAGAAACAGCACCACGCAUAGCUCAAGACCACCUAAUAAAUCAAGUGGUGGAAAGUCGGAACAGAUCUCUAGAACCCAAAGCAAGUUAAGCCAUGUUAGUGGUGUCGAAGAAAGUGACAGCACCAAGCAGAUUUCAAAACCACCUACUAAACUAAGCAAUGGAAACUCCGAAGAUAUCUCCAGAGCACAAAGUAAGUCAAGCCAUGUCAGUGUACAGAAAACAGUAAAAGAGACGGAUGUCAAAGAAGGGGAUCAUACGAAACUUACAUCAAGACCACCUACUAAAUUAAGUGAUAGAAAAGAAGAACAAGAAAAGCUUGAUGCGAAUGACGAUGACAUCGAUCUGGAAACCUCAAAAACACCGACUGAAGUAUCUGAUGAAACUGAAGCCUCUACCAUCAACAUGAAUGAAGAUUUUUACUACCCCUGGUUGUAUCCAACAAAAAUGGAAGUUAGAGAGAACACCUCUUCACCUAAGAGUGUAGAUAGCAGGACCAGUGGUAAAUCACCCGGGUCAAAAAUAGAGGACACAACCGAGAAAAUCGGAGAUGAGUCACGUGAUACGAAAGACCCAAUUGAAGACGCUCCAUCUUCAUCGCCUCAUAUCGGAGAUAAGGAAGAUAAAGAAAAAGAACCAUUAGCUAUCCACGAAGAGGAUAUUAAAGAUGAAUCUCCGGCAGAAAAUGCCCUCCAAUCCGGAAUACCAGAUAAAAUUAGAGAAGUAACAUCUUCUAAAAUAAUCACUAAAACCAUUAUAGAUGGGGAAGAACCCGCACUCGAAGAGAGUCGAAUGUCUGGGAAAUUGAGUUCGAAAACACCAACUAAAAGGCCACAUUCAGAAAGAAGUACACAAUCCGGGGACAUCGAUGAGAAGAGCCAGCCAAGAAGUUCUUUGGCUGUAAAAAGUGUAGUUUCACAACGAAGCAUUAGUUCUAUAGAAAAAGAAGCUAAAAGAAGUCCAGAAAUCAAGGCAGUCACAUCGCUAACGGAACCUCUUUUGGCUGAGCAUAAAACGGAAGAAUCUGAUAUCAAUGUGGCAAGUAAGCAAACACUUCCCCAUACCAAAGACGAAGCUGAGAAAGAAACCGAAGUGUCAGCGGAUGUCAGUGCAGAAAGCGUACAAGAAAACAAAAAGGAAGAACUACCGAAAGAAACAACAUCAAAGGAGCAUAGGGAGAAGCACCUGAAAGAUGAAUCUUUAAAUCUCGAUAGACAUGAUAGAGUAGAUACAGGGAAAUCUAAAACCGAUCGUCCAGAAUCUAAAACAGCAGGUAUUGCUAUUGGUGUUUUGGUAGCCGAUUUACGUCCUGGAAGUCAGCAAGGGAAAAUCACCGAUGAUACCGCUGUAAAAUUGGAAAACAAGCUUCGAGACGGAAUUGACAAAAUCGAACAUGCAGUUGCAUCCAAAGAGCCGGAAGGUGAUGAAGCGAAACAGUCGCUCCCUCCUGGAAGAGGACGCGGGAGAGGUCGAGGUCGCGGAAGAGGGCGUGGCCGAGGAAGGGGGCGUGGUAGGUUAAAUGAUGGGGCAGAAACGCAGCCGCAAGAAAGAGAACAGGUUGAUCAACGUGGUAGGGGACGUGGACGAAGAGCACGAGGGCGUCCCAGAGGGCGUGGUCGCGGUAGGGGUAGGGGUCAAAUCAUAGACAAUGUUUUACAACAUCGUCUUGGAGUUGAUAUCCCACCGUCAGAGGUUAAGUUGGAUGAACAACUCAAUACAACUGAUAUACCAGUUGUGGAAACGAUUGGGGAAAAGGAGCCUGGAAUACAAAAACAGGGAACUUCCAGGGAAAGUUAUAAAGCAGAUGAUUUAGAUGUGAAAGGGAGUAAAGAGUCGGCGAAAUCUGCAAAUAUUGACAUUCGAGACGAUAGAGAAAAGUCAAAGGUCAGUUUCGAUGGAGACAGGAAUGAAAAACAAGAUAAAGUUAGAUCAGCUGGUGCACCUGACGGGAAAGAGGAGAAUGAUGAGGUCAACGUUCGAAGACCAGAAAAAGACGAAACCCCAAAAGAAGAUGUGGGAGGAAGUGAUAAAGACAAUAGAGAAAGCACAGAGACGAACGAUAUAAUUGAAACAGGAGAUAAAUACGAAACCACCUCCAAACGUUCACAGAAACAAAGCCCUUCACCCAAGAGAAAAGAGAAAUCGGCCUCCAAGAAAUCAAUACAUUCGAUGGAUGCACGAUCUAAGAAAGAUGGUACCUCGACAUCGGGCAGUGUUAAAUCAGAAGCAAUGGUCAUUUCAGUGAAAGAGAAAGGGUCCAAUAAAUCCAUUGACGUUUUACGUGAGGACAGUGUUGUCAAAGAUCCAAAAUCCCAUGCUACAAAGCGUUCAGAGAAUGCAGAGGUUUCUUCUGUGAAAAUAGCCUCAUCGCUGGAAGAGGUAGAUACUUUGCAAAAGAGGAGGAAAAGUGAGUCUGAUAUUGUAAGGACAUUGCAUCCCUCAGUACAAAAAACCCAUUCUGUAAAGUCAGAGGGACAUGAGGCUACUCAGGCCAGAAAAUCGUCCAAAGACAUAAUCAAAGCAAGCAAGAAAGAAAAUGCCAUAUAUUCUGCUAUUAAUCAGAAAGCGGAUGUACAAGAAAUUCUGGGGAAACAUCAAUUUGUUGACAGACCGGGCUCAACAAUAAAAGAGGAUCGUGCAACUACAAAACUCGAUUCUGACAAAGAAAGCGUAGAUACUUUGCCGAAAAGGACCCAAAGUCUGCCUGAUUACUCGAAAACAUUGCAUUCUUCAGCUCAUGAAGCUCGUUCAGCGAAAUCAGAGGGACAUGCAGUUAAACAUGUCACAGAACCACCAACCGAUGUAAUGAAAGAAAUAAAGGAACGACCAACCAUGGAUUUAGAAAGUACAAAACAGUCUAGUGCUGAUGUAAGAACUGGAGAAACAUCAGAAUCAACGAUGAAAGACGAGCGUGCCACUGAAAAGCUUGAUUUCGGGAAAGAAAGAGUAGAUACUUUGCCCCAAAGAACACAAAGCCUCCCUGAUUAUUCUAGAUCAUUACCAUCUUCAGCCCAUAAACCUCGUUCAGUGAAAUCUGAGGGGCAUGCGGUUACUCUGGUCUUAGAACCACCCAUCGACGUAAGGAAAGACAUAAAGAAGCGACUUACCAUAGUUGCAACAGAUUUAGAAAGUACAAAACGGUAUAAAUCUGAUGUAAACAUUGCAGAAACAUUAGAGUCAACCAUAAAAGACGAACAUGUAACGACAAAGCUUGAUUCCGGGAAAGAAAGUGAAGAUACUUGGCCGAAAAGGACCAAAAGCCUGCCUGAUUAUUCGAGAACCUUACAAGAUUCAGCUCAUAAACCUCGUUCGGUAAAAUCAGAAGGGCAUGAGGUUGCUCAUGUCAUACGGAAGUCCAAAGAAUUAAAAGACGGUAAAGAUGGUUCUACGGAAAAGAUCGUUCAAACUCCUUUGCAUUCUGAUGCACGUAUGCACCCAGUGCCUAUUUCAAAGAAAGACGAUGCAUCAUCAAUAAAGAGCUCAGCAAUACAAGUCUCAGAAAAGAAAGUUAUUCGGGACUUUCCUGUCGAGAAUGCUCCAACGAGAAGAAAACGUAGAAAAGAGGGACGCAAGAAAAAGAAAACUGUUGUAAGUGAUAAAUCGGGUACUCAAGAAAGUUCCUUACCGCCAAGCCAUCCCGAUAAGGAUACCGAAGACACAUCCCUAGUCGACUUAAAUUCAUCUAAAAUAAAGCAAUCGAGGCAAAGCGAUAGUAGUGGACAAACUCCAAAAGAUAUUGGAAGGAUAAAGAAAAAUCUAUCAAAAAUCUUGGAAAGAUCGAAACAGUUGCAGAAACUUCAUAUUGACAAUCGCAAAGCAAAACAAGACGAAGACACCAAGGAUGUAUCUUACCAAAAGACAGAGGGACAGAAGACAAAGGGGAAAGCAUCUAGAAUUGCCAUUCCUAGAAGACAGAAGGAAAUUGCUUUUGGAAGCUUGACAACAAACCUUCGUGCGAAAACAGAAAGGAAAAUUGAAGGAAAUGAAAAGGUCAUACCAAUAGAGACUACGUCAGAAAGAACGGUCAGCUCUGAUUCGGUUCCAGAAAAUUUAGGGAUUUCAUUGAAUCUUGCCAGAAUCAAAGAAAGAUCAAAGCAACUUCAAAACUUGGAUAAAACUAAUACGGUUACUACAGAUAUUGACAUCGACGAUCAAUCUUCCGAGACUUCUGUAUACCAAAAAGAAAAUUUAUUUGAAAGCCCAAUCGAGUCGGCCGAGUCAACGAAAUCAAAGAUCCUUAAACCUUGGACUUGGUUCAGUCCCGGAGUCACUCCGACUGCAUUUGAAAAAGUGAACAGUUAUCUUACGGAUGGCUUCGGUGCUAGAGGACACUCACCGGAAGAUGACUUGCUUGGGCCAAUAAGUGAGUCUGACUCUUCUAUUAAAGACACAGAAAUGAAAACUGAUGAUGUAUCAGAUGAUGGUAUCGCCCAUGAAACAGACGAUGUAUCCGAGUUGCCGCCUAAACCUCGAAAGUUUCUAAAGAAUUUAUCAAAAAUAAUCGAAAGAUCGAAACAACUCCGAAAGUGGAAGAAGGAAGGUGCCAACCCCGCCCCAACGUCCGAGAAAACAGGGAAGCUGCUUGGAAGUAUUCAUGUUGGUUCUGUCCCUUUGCUAAAAGGGGAAAGUAAUGCGGACCAAGACAAACAAAGUACAAAGGGACAUGAAGGAAAGGCGUCAACAAUAACCAAAAGUGCAUUUCCAGGAACGAUUACUGAUAGUCAAUCUUAUUUUGCAUCAACUGUUGAUAUCUCGAUCAAAAUCCCAAGCGAUGGAGAAAGUGAGGACGAGGAUUCUAAAGCAGGAUUUGGAGACCAUUCUUCGUUUUCGGAAUAUUCGUAUACAGGCACUUUACUAGAGAAAUCAACCAUAAGGUCCCAGAAAUCAUCUAUCCUUCAAGCUACUAAUAGUAAAUCUGGAACAUCCAGACCCAAGUCUACAGAAUCUGAAAAGAGUAGAAGAACGGAAUCCACUGGUCAUGAUUCCAGAAUCACUCAUAAAACAUCGUCCCCCCUUUCGGAGGUACAGGCUUUCUCAGAAUCAAAAAGUGAGAUAGAUAAGAACCAAAGUUUAAAUGAUAUGAAUAUCAUUAACAAGGUAUUCACUAAAAAACAAAUACUCCAAUCAACUAACAGGCCCAUGCGCAAUAAAGAAGAAUUAGAAAGAACGACCGGAUCAGGGAAAGUUUCGAAGGAACAAGACGGAGCUGAUAGCCAAACCUCUGAAUUUUCUCAUGGGAAACAUUCGAAAAAAAAUCGUAGUAAUUCAUCGGUAAGUCCUCAUACUCAAGCAUCAGCGGAGGGUGAAGACAAUAGUGGCAGUAGCAUGGACCCAUCACCACAAGUUUUCAAGAGGAAAAUACAGCCAAGUACUAGUGGAACUAAAGGGGUCAUGCAAUCGUCCAGGGAGGUAUCGUCUCAUCAAUCUGUUCGGCAGCAGGGCGAAAACAGUGAUGAUCUCCAAUCAAACCUCAGUGUUGACUCUUCACGGAAGACAGGAGAUACCGGAAGGAUUUAUAAAGACUUGGAAAAUAUGUGGAACAAAUAUGGUAAUAUUCAAAAUGAAAAGAAACUACGAAGACGGAGUUCGAGAGAUUCAGAGUCAGACGUUGAAACUCCACAUGAUAAAAAAUAUUUUGCAAGAAAAGAAACUAACACUUCUAAACUUUCAGAGCAAUCAGCAAAGGAUGAAAAGUUAAAACGACAUGCAGAAAAGGAAGAUGAAAUCAAAGCUUCUAUUUGUUCUUCAGUAGAUGGAAAUUCUUCAUUAAUUGCAGAAUCAUUAAGAAAGUCUGAAGAGCAAAUGCAUAUUGGAGCAAGAAGUAUUAAGAGUAACAAAGGUUCUUCUGCACAGUCCCAAUCACGGAAAGAUAUUUCUCGGCCGGGGACACAAACAAAGGGAAUAUUAAAUAGUCAUACAACGAAUUCUGGACUGCGAUCUGCUGACACACAACUAUCGGAUGUUGAUGACCGUACAUCUGUAAAAAUUGAUAAAACACCAAUAACAGCUGGAUCGAAGCGCUCACUUGGCUCUACGAACAACGCUGGGAAAAUGUCAAGCAGAUCUUCGAAAGUGGACAUUAUUCAGAAUACGGACCUUUCCUUAGUCCUCCAAACUGACACAGAAACAUUGCAAGAGUCAAAAUCUGCAACUUCAAAAAGGGUCAUUGGUGGUGAUAUCAAAUCUCCUGUGGUACUAGAACAUGGAAUUUCUAGUCAACAUACAGUCGGAUAUGGACAGAAAUCUUUAUCACCUAUCAGUGGUAGAAGGAAGUCAUCAAGAGAUUCAGCUGUAUCUGUUACAGAAGAAAGGCCGAUUCUUACAGAAAAUAGUGCACAGAGUGUACCAUCCAAAUCAUCAAGCCCAGUUGGGAGAUCCGGUAUUCCAGCUCUUAAUGACAACGGAGAUGUAAGAGAAAGCAUAAAAAUUAGAUCCAAGACUGACCUUGAUGAUUCUAUUCAAAUGUCAGUGAAGUCAGUUAUUCAUUCAAAGAGUCGGCUAAGUCAAGUGCAAGGAUCUCAGACGGGGUCAGGUGAGAAGUCUAGACAAAACUCUUCCACAAGUGUUGACCGUUCUAAAAGCAAGGAUACAUGGCGAAAAGAUUUUUCACAAGAAAUUAAAACCGAAUUGUCUCCAGAUCAAAAUCAUUCUCCUGCAAGCUAUAGAAGUGGUUCAUCUGCUGAUAUCAUAUCCAGCCACUCAUCUAGCUCUAAAAGAUCAAGACAAGCCCCAAGCUCACUUGCUAAGAAGUCUUCUUCGAAGUCACAAAUCCCGGAUAAUACUUCUCUGCAAGAGACACAAGCCAAACAAUUAUUGGGUGACGAUACAGCCAGCUACAAACAGCAAAGUAAAAAGCUAUCAAAUGCUGUUGACAAAAGUUCAUCUGACAGCAUCAAUGUUACACCAAUAGCAGCUGCAUCGACAUCAUCUAGGUCAAGUAAAAGAUCCGGUAUUAUAGCUCUUCCAGACAACACAGAAUUAAGGGAAAGCAUAAAAAGCAUACCCUUGACGCAACGUGAAGAUCGGAGUCAAACGUCAACGAAGCUAAGUCAAGUCCAAGGAUCUUCAAACGGGUCAGUUGGGAAAUCUAGACAGAACUCUUCCACUCAUGUUGAUCGCUCUAAAAACAGGGAUACACGGCAAACAGUUUUCUCAAAUGAUAUUGAAACCGGAGCAAUUUGUAGUGAUCAAAAUCAUUCUCCUACAAGCAAAGGUAGUGUUACCUCAUUUGCUGAUAAUAUACCAAUCCAGUCAUCAAACUCUCAAAGAUCAGGAAAAACUCCAAGCUCACUGGCCAAAAAGCAGUUAGACGCUCAUAUCCUGCCUGCAGAUUCGGCUGGCGUAAGCGACGUAGAAGGUGCGGAUAUUCAUGCAGAAGAUUUUACUAAGGUUGUCCAACCUGGUAUGACUAUUCCUCGAAUUGGUGAUAUCACAUUUCCGGAUAGCAGAAAAAGCUCACCAGCAUACAACCAUAAUCGGAAGAGUGCUUCGAACAUAUCUGGGAAGAACGAUGAAAACGUACACGAUCGUCCUGCAACAAACCAAGAAAAUAGCCCUGUACCGCUGCCUGCUGUAAGGUCCGCAACAGUCAUUGGACCCACUGUUGAUUAUGAACCUAUCGGAAAAGCCCUUACAACUCACGUAAGACACCAAAGCCUUCCUGAUUUUUCACGUGAUAACAAUGUACCAAUGUCACAUGGGAAGGAACCUUCGUCCGAGAAACGAAGUGUUAAAGUACCUGGUCCUUCAAAACAGUCUAGUGUUUCGGGAAAUAAUGAGGGCAGGAUUUUUGAAAAUCGCAAUCUGGACGAUUAUACUAUUAGACACACACACAAUUCUUCUCUUUCACCAAAUGCGAGAAAUAAAACUGGGAACAGCGAUAGUAUAGCCGAAUCUAAGCAAACCAAAGGCCCUGCAUUCUCACAAGCAUUGUCGUCGCCAUCAGAAAACCAUCUUGAUCUCCUUGGAGAAUAUGAACCAAAUCCAGUGCAUUCUUGGAUUCUACAAAUAGGAGAAAAUGACCCAAAGACUUCCAAAGACACAACGCGACCUUCCACGAGUCAUUCUCCAUCCCCUGUCUCGGCUAUUUCCAUAGGAAGUCAUUCGCCCAUAAAAAUGAACCAGCUUGAUGAUAAUCAGUCAAGAGAAAGUUAUGAGAUGCGGAAACCCCCUGGAAUGGCAUAUCCUGAUUACAGAGAUAGCAAAUCAAAUGACCAAAGCUCGCCAGAUAUCUCCAGCGCUCAUCGGAAUAUUGUCAAUCGCAACCCUUCCCCUUCUUUUGCUAGAUCCACACCAAGUCAGGAUGCAUUCAUACCAGCAAGAUCAAAGUCACCUGCAUACAGUCAUCAUAUUCCUCAAGAUGCAGAUACUCUCGGUCAAGCUUCACCAGAUCUCUCUGAUGUUUAUAAAAACAUCCUUAAUCGCAGCCCUUCUCCUUCGUUUAGAAGUGCACCUCCCUCUGAAGGCGUUUUCAGUCCUGGUGGUCCGAUUUCAGCUUCUGCCAAAGAAAAUCAUCCAGUUAUCGAAAAUGAUUUUCCUUCUCGGGACUCGUCACCUACUAUCUACAGCUUGUCUUCUCUCGACAUCAAAUCGCCACGCCCACCAACAGGACCGAAACAUCCUUUGUCGAGAAAGUCAGCCAGAGUUGUCAGAUCUAUUGACGGUGAUGACCGCGUAUCUCCCUCGUUAGGCUCUACGGGUGAUAAAAGACCACAGGAAAUACGAAAGGAUAGUGUAAGUGCCAAGUCAUCACCCCAAGUUUCGAAACCUUCGUCUACAAAUUCGCAAGAAACUGUUAAUGCAGUUAUGACACCAAAAGAACCACCUAGCAAUAUCAGUAGCAUUCAAUCGGGAAGUUCUAAAAAGUUUUUCUCGUCGUCGGGCAAGAUUGAUAAAUCUCGAGUUUCACUGGAAAGGACUGAAGCACCAUUAAAUAAUUCAAAAAUUUCGCUCAAAUCUAAGGGCACUGGAAGUUCAUCAAAACUAAGCAGUGUGCCUUUCGGAGGAAAGAAGCAGCCAUCUAGUGAGUCAUUGCAAAAACAUUUCAUAAGUAAAAGUCCUAGCCAAUCGGAACGCACCACAGGUGGAAGCCUACUUAACGAAUCUGAAAGUAAUAGAGAUACUCCUAAACAAAAUGGACAAAUAUACCAGGAAUUAGAGGAUAUGUGGAAAACCUAUGAGCAACUGAAAGACAGUAAGCUGCAUUUUCAAGACGAGGAUGUCAUUCAUCAUCUAGAGGAUUUCGAGAAUAGAGUGGAUGGAUCCGUGACAUCAGUAGAUCCACAGUUUAAACCGCUAUCCAAAGGGAGUCAUGAUCGAGGAGCUUCUAAGCUAGAUAUAUCAUCCAAUAGAGGUAAAGUUAAGACACGACUUUCAAACACAUCUGAAGUAAAAUCUCCCAUUUCUGCUGAAACUCCAGUACAAACAUCUGAUCUGGAAGAACAGCAACAACAAAAUGUUCCAUCACUGGAGAAGACACUGUCUGAGCUGAUUAUGAUAUCAGAUAAAAAUAAUCUUAUCUCUACGGAUUCCUCUGUAAAUUCUGGCCAAAAUUUCAAAACUCCUGGAUCUAUAAUAAAGACACCAACUCUUCAGCAAAAAUCAGACCUGCCUGCUGAGAAAGCACCUAAUUCUACAGAUCAAACCAGAAACAGACAUGAAGUAACUUCCAAAUCAUCUUCCGUAAAAGAUCAAAGAGACGCAGUAUCGCUAAAGGAAGAUACAAGCAGUGGUCGCGUAUCUCCCUCGAACAUCGAAUACCCAAGAUCUGUAAUAAAAUCAUCUACCAAAACUUUAGAUUCUUUAGUGCCUACACCAAAUGACCUGUCCUUGAGUGAAACGCCAAAGAGACACGUUAUUGCUUCAAGAAGUCCAACCUUGAAAUCUUACUCAUCGUCAAGCGUUAUCAAGGCUUACAAAGAAGACGACAAAGAGGGUGCAAGAUCUCUCACAAAAACUGAAUUAUCAAAAUCUUCAAGAUUAGUGACUGCAGUAGAUUAUCCUCCAACAGAACAUGGAAGUAUUUCUAUACAUGAUACUCCUUUGACUCAAAAGUCAAAGAGAGAUGAUGUCCCUUCUAAAUAUUCUGAGAAGUCUCAAGCAAAAACAAAGACGCCUUCACCGAGCACUUCUACAAAUCAUCGUAGUCCCACAAUUAAGUCUCAAUCAAAGACUGAAUCCGUUCAGAAUCAAGGAUCUGCCAAAGUUCAAGGCAUUAUGUCUACAAGCCCUGUUGUAAGAUCAAAAUCAAAGAGAUACGUUAUUGCUUCAAGAAGUCCCACUUUGAAAUCUCACUCAUCAGCAAGCGUUAUCAAGGAUUACAAAGAAGACGACAAAGAGAGUGCAAUGUCUCUCACAAAGACUGAAUUAUCAAAAUCUUCAGCAUUAGCGACUGCAGUAGAUUAUCCUCCAACAGAACAUGGAAGUAUUUCUAUACAUGAUACUCCUUUGACUCAAAAGUCAAAGAGAGAUGAUGUCCCUUCUAAAUAUUCUGAGAAGUCUAAAGCAAAAACGCCUUCACCGAGCACUUCUACGAAUCAUCAUAGUCCCACAAUCAACUCUCAAUCAAAGACUGAUUCCGUUCAGAAUCAAGGAUCUGCCAAAGUUCAAGACAUUAUGUCGACAAGCCCUGUUGUAAUAUCUAAAUCAAAGGUUGAAUCUCGUCAAUCCCGUGCGAAGUCGGGAGCCAAAAGUCAAGUAUCUUUACUUUCUAAGGAAACAUCAAAAGAAUCUUACUUGGAACAAAACUCGAACAGAGAUGAUGCUUCUGCAAUGUCAUUUGCACAAUCUCAAGGGGGAUCGUCAUCAUCAGAGAAAUUUUCUACUCCUACAGGACACCAGAAAGACAUAUCCAGAUCUACCAAAGUGAAAUCUUACCAGAUGACCAACUCUGCUCAAUCUGUUUUGAAGCCAGAAAGUAAUAGUACAAAUUCAGAACCUCAUGUCAAUACACCAAACGAUCAAACAGGGAAUAGACAAAAUGUCUUUUCAAAAAUGUCUCUUGUGAAAGCUCAAGAGAAAACAGUUUCACCUGGAUCAGUUACAAGGAGCCCUGAUGACAUUUCUGAAGCAAUGAAAGGAUCCAGUGCGAGAUCGCGAACAAAGUCAUUAUCGUCGGAAGUGCUCACACAGACCCCUGAAAAAGAACAUGGAAGUGUUUCUAACAGUUCGGUAAAAUUCCACCAAAAAGAUGUAUCUGCAAUAUCUGUUUCGUGGUCAGCAGUCCAAAGUCCUGAUUACAUGUUGUCCAGCGGUACAGAAAAGCACCACCCCUCGAGUAAAACGUCAAAGAGACAAGAAACUGCAUCCUCAAUUUCUAUUUUGAACGAUAAUGAAAAAGCAGUAUCACCAUCACAUGUUUCGAAGACUCCUAUACAAGAACAUGAAUGUUCAUCGCGAGGAAAGGAGACAAGAGUUUCACAGUCAAACGAUCAUUUAGUAACACCAGAUAUUAAUACCAGUAUAGAAUCUCAGAUGAGUAUUCCAGUUCCAGUGGCUACACCUUCAAAAGCUUCUGAAACUGAAGGCAUGGACAAUCUAGUGACAGCAUCUAUUUCAAAAAUUAGUCGAUCGUCGAAGAAAUCAGAAACUGCCUCCAAAAGGUCCAGUGGGAAACCUGAGAACAGAGCUGAAUCACUUGUGGCAACUGCGAUGAAGAGCCCGGGGCAAAAUGAACGAUACACAACGCCACUUAAAACUCCUAGUACUACUCAACUCAGUCAAACAUCAAACAAACAGGACGGUGCUUCCAGGAGUCAUAAGGAAUUGUCGCAGGAAAAAGCAGUUUCAACCCUAUCUGGGACAUCUACAAGAGCUGAUAAACUUGAAUCUUCAAUUCAGAAGGAUGCACCAAUUGCCUUACAAUUUAGCAAUACACCAAAUAGUAUACAUUCCCCUAAAGGUAGUUCUGUAAAAUUCCCCAAAGAGAUAAGGUCGGAAGGAUCCUUGUCGAAGACCACAGAUGAUAAAAAGCGCCCACUGCUUUCAGAGAAUGAAGAGGUUGAUUCAAGGUUAGAUCUUUCGUCAAAUACUCAUAUCUCCUCUCGUAAGAGUUCAUCAAACUCGCAGAAAAUAAUUGAAUCCCCGAAAUCUGAUUCGAAGAUAAGCCAUCUUCUUCGGAGUGGGGCUAAACAGAACAAUCUGUCAAAUACGAGCACAUCUUCGAGGAAUUCAUCUAAGGCAAGGAAAGAAUCACCCGUAUCGAAAACGAAAAGUCCUGUCGAGUCCCCAAUCGUUCCAGAGAAUGCACAAAUUAAUUCAAGGUCGAGUUCAUCGUCAUAUACACAAAUCGCUUCUCGCAAGAGUUCGUUAAAAUCGCAGAAAAUACCUGGAUCCUCAGAUUCGAAGAGAGAACAUCUAAGUCGAGAUUCGACAUUAUUAAGUGAGAAUACUCAGAAAAAGCAAUCAAGCACAAGCAAUAUUUCUAGAAGUUCUUGGAAUGCAAAGGAGGCAUCUCUUCCCUCGACAACGAAAACUCAUGUUGAUUCCCCGCUGGUUUCAGAUAAACCAGAUAAACCAAAAGUUCAUUUACGAUCGAGUCAAUCGUCAUAUGCACAAAUCUUCUCUCGCAAAAAAUCGCUGCAAAUAUCGCAAUCUCCUAAAUCAGUUUCGGAUAGAGGGCAUCAAGAUAAUGCUUCUUCAGUACACAGUGGGUCCCAUCGGAACAUUCAAUCAAAUACAUCCAUUACCUCCAGAAGUUCAUCUAGGGCAAAGAAAGGAUCACCCCUACUGAAAACAAAAACUCCCGUUGAUAGCCCAAAUUCGCCAUCGGAUCUUCAUCAAAGCGAAACAUUGAUCAGUGACUAUACGCAUCAGUCAAAGACCCUAUCUUCUCCAAUUGCAGGGACGCCAGUGAAGGGCAACAGUCCUCCCAUUGAAAGGAAAACAACAAAUGAUGCACAGCUGAGUAAAACGGAAAUGGGCAUUGCAUCCAGGAAGUCCACAGCGAAAUCUUACGCUAAAACUGUUUCACCUACAUCGUUAACUCGCGCACCUGACAUGUCUGUUGGGGACAAGGAAUCCGUCUCGUCAAGUAAGGCACUGUCUGAAUCACGUUCCAGCCAAUGCAAUGGAAAUGAAGUCACUUCUAGAAUUUCUCAUACACCUCACGCACCAUCUGUCAAUGAUACCCCACUUCAGAGUAAAGAAUCUCCUGUUCGAACACCACGUACUUCCCAAUCAAAUAAAACUCGAAAAAGGCAAAGCAUGUCCCCAAGUUCUCUAAAAUCAAGAAAAACGCCUGUUGAAAACGGAGAUCCUCCCGUUGCUGAAUAGGUCAACAGUUAGUUCACAGCCUCGCAAAUCAUUGGGUAUAUAAGAGAUACAGAUCAAAUUUUCGUUUAAAGACCAAAGCUAGCUGAAGGCAUCACAAGAUUCAUUGCUGUGA